CCUUUUCACCCAGCUUUGGUGUCGUUUUUGCUCAUCUGCACAAGUUAACAUCCACCCCAUUGACCCACCGUAACCCAUUAUAUGCAACAUAGUUGCGCAGCACUCUAUGUUUGGCCGCAGUUUGGAUCUGGAUGAUGAAGAGUUUGUGUUCCUCAUUGACAAAGAUAUCAGAGAGUUUUGCGAGCAAAGCCAUGGCGAGAGAGUGUUGAUCUUCCCACCGGUGAACAACUUUCGACGCUUCCUGAUACACAAAACAUGCGAAGAAGUGGCGAUAAACCACGACAUUGCCACAUUCUCAAUAGGUCAAGGUCAGGAGAGACGCACUGUGGUCUGCUCCAAGAGUCAAUUAAUCAAUAGAGAAUCUCUGCUGGAGACCGCAUUUAAUUGUGAAAGUCACACGGUCAACAAGAGCAAAUUGGAAAAAGACGCAUUCAACGCGCGCAAUCACGACUGGGACGCAUUCCGGAAGAGGAAGCCUAAAACUGACACGAAAUCCUGGAGGAUGGGAGUUGAAUCCAAUCGAUCAAAUGUGCCAGCAGCGUCGCAGCGGACAAGAGCCGCCACGAGUGUGAGCAAUGGGGCAAAUGGGGGGAGCGCCGUUGGUAGCGGCGUGGAGCUGUACAGGCCCCCACCGCUGAGGAAGGCCAUGCUGCAGCAGACGCCGAGCGAGGAGGACUGCAGCGCACCAGAAGAGUCGACUGUUGCAGCCAGACGCGACAGUGGCCACAGCAAAGGUGCGACGAGCAGCAGCACGGCCAGCCAAGUGCCACAGAAGAGUGAUCAGUGUCACGCAAAGGAGCCAUCAGACUCAAGUGCAAUUGUUAAUCAAAACAGGGCGGCAGCAGCAACACCGAGACAGAGGGAGAGACGUCCAGAUCGUGCUGUCUACAUUCCACGGGCUCGUCGAAGUCAAACGACACCUCCGUCGAAGUCUUCGUGCGCCAGUCAGGCGUCGAUAUCAGAACCGCCACUGAUAAAUGUUUCACAAUCAGCAAAGCCAGAGUCACAACAAUCGAGUAAUAAAUCUGUGAUUUCGCCACGAUCAGCGGCGGGCAGUGGCGGAGAGGAAUGUGAUGCAACAGCGCAAGCGAGUCCCACGCUCGACACUUGCUCUGUUGCUGAGGUGAAGGGCGAUCGCGAGGGGGGUGGAGCGGGCGAUGCGGAGAGUGUGGAUGGGGGUGAGCCAACAGACUGUGAUUUGGAACCAAAUAUUCAUGCGGAGGAGGAGAAGAAUACGACAAUCAUUGAACACAACGAAGUCAAUAUGAGCAGGAGGAGCAAGGCGAAUCAGGGUGGGAAGAAGGGUCUGAGGAUUGAGGAUGGACUGGUGAAUGGGAGUGUGUCGGAGAGCAAAGAGGACAAGGAAGAGAGGGAAUUUCGACGAGCUUCUCAGGAAAUCAACAGAAGCAAUCGACGAAUAAUCAAGCAGACAUUCAACUCGUCAGUGCUGGAAAUUUCUGAUCCGCCAAAGAGUGCUGCACAGAAGUCCAGCGAGGAUGGUGAGGGUCAGAAGAAACGAGUGAUUGAUCCGGAGAAUGACGAUUGGGACACGAUGUUCGAUGACAACGGAGACUGUUUGGAUCCCAACUUGCUCAAGGAGCUGACAACAGCGGUGGGAAAGGUUAAGAUUGAGCAACCGAAGACAGACUAUCGACUUUACCAGAGUAAGCAGGAUCUUCUGAGCGAAGAGGAGUUUCCACAUGUGUUGGAAGUGUCGAAUUUCCCAGUUGAAUUUAAGACGCAAGACUUAAUUAUGAUCUUCUCGGCGUACAAAGAGUCGGGAUUCGAGAUCAAGUGGGUGGAUGACACUCAUGCGUUGGCGGUUUUCAGCAGUUCAAAGAUCGCCGCUGAAAUUCUCGCUACGAGCCACCCAUUUGUGAGCCUCAAGCCGUUGGCUGAAGCCACUGCAGAGUCCCGCAGCAAGGCGAAGAAGUGCUCCAACUCGCUGCAGCCCUAUCGACCACGUCCGGAGACUUGUGCGGCACUGGCGCGUCGCCUGGUCACGGGAGCGUUGGGAGUGCGGCUGAAGACAACGCGAGAGGAGCUGGAAAACGAGCGAAGAGUUCUACGAGCUGCCAAAGAGAGAAAACUCCUGGCGGCGAAGCAACGAGACGAAGUGUGGGAUAGUUAAGGACAAUAUAUUUUCCAUGAGGGAAAUUUUUUGAGGGUGGUGAAGGAAAAAUUUACAAGAAUGACAAAUUGCCAUAUAUGCACCAAUUUACAUAUUUUUAUUUUAAAUGAGAACAAAAAAAAAACGCAGAAAAAUAUGUCAAGUGCAAAACAAGGAAAAUUGAUCUCUUGUGGGGGAAGAGAGAAUCCACAUAAAUCAAUUAUCUUAUCAAGAUGCGAAUAAUAAGAGAGAAAAAUAUUGUCUCGAGACGCACGGAAAGCAAUCUUCUGCUGUGUCUUUUGUCAAAAAGUGUUGUAUCGCAUAACAUAAUCAGCAUCACAGAGUGGAGAAAUAUUUCAAGAAAUCAACCAUUGAUAUUAAUGAAACCUUCAAUUGUAACCAUUGUAAUAGUGCUAAUGAAGUGGAUUAUAAUUUUAUGGAUUUAUAUACUGUAUUACCUGAUCAUAAAUGAGACAUAUGUCUAGAGAUGAGAUGCUUUGUGGCAAUAUUUUACUGGAGAACGCGUGUGUCGUUAUAUAGGAUAAAUUGCAUGAUGAACUCUCAUUUCUUAUACACGACAAAAAGUAUAAUCAAAUUUGAUAAGAUUUACCCAAAAAAAAAGAACAUGUGAAGAAAGUUACAUCAUAAGAAUGUAUUUUACCAAUAUUUUUUUGCGGGUAAAAUUGUGAAGAAAUGGAAAAUACUGAAAUGCAUUAUAUUUAUAUGAUAAUGAGGAAAUAAAUGGGAGGAGAGAACCAAGCGAAA
Messenger RNA from Phlebotomus argentipes, 2875 nucleotides. Its product is annotated as coiled-coil domain-containing protein R3HCC1L. Gene Ontology annotation, molecular function: nucleic acid binding. Lineage: Eukaryota; Metazoa; Arthropoda; Insecta; Diptera; Psychodidae. The record is from RefSeq and is a predicted model, not a curated record. Bases 107 to 2131 code for a protein of 674 amino acids. The transcript has 8 exons.